AUUUAUUCAGUUGGUAGCAUACAUUGAGCGUACUGAAGUAAAAAGACUGAAUAAUCCUUCAGACCCAUCUGCACCAUGAACGCCUUUCUAGCGCUCGCUGUUUCGUGUGUCCUGCUUUGCACCGCCUUAGCCGUGCCAAAGAAAGGCCAUGGAGGUGGUUACGGCGGUGGUUACGGCGAUGGUUAUGGCGGUUACGGUGGUUAUGGCGGUAGCUACGGGGGCGAUGGUGGUUACUUAAGCAGCUACGGCGGUGGAUACGGAGACGGUGGUUAUGGCGGUGGAUAUGGCGGUGGAUAUGGCGGUGGAUAUGGCGGUGGAUAUGGCGGUGGAUAUGGCGGUGGCUUCGAUGGUGGCGUCGGAUUCGGCGGUGGAUAUGGAGGAUCAUAUGGAGGCGGAUACGGCGGAGGAUAUGGAGGAGGCGGAUACGGUGGAUGGGGCGGCUUUGGCAUGCAAGCCCAAUGCAAGUGUGCGCCUAAAUGUGGAAAGUUCCAGAAGUUUGUUGGUAGAUGCCCCUGGUGCAAAAAGGGAUGCAAGCUCGUCUUCUGCUGCAGGAGGAAGAACACCAAGUAUUAGACGCGAUACAACGGAGACCGACGGAUUCCACUACAUCGACAACAUACUCAAAUAUUAUGUGAAAAUGUAAAAUAAAGCAUUUAAAAAUCUGA
Dreissena polymorpha is the source of this 665-nucleotide messenger RNA. RefSeq names its product ctenidin-3-like. The transcript is spliced from 5 exons. Lineage: Eukaryota; Metazoa; Mollusca; Bivalvia; Myida; Dreissenidae. The coding region runs from base 76 to 573 and encodes 165 amino acids. The record is from RefSeq and is a predicted model, not a curated record.